GGAAAAUCAUCCAAACAAACCUUCGAACACAGCUAGCUAAAUGACGCUGUUCAACAUGCUCAGCCGUUUUAUCUGGGUUCGUGUUGUAUUCUGAGGGUGAAAAUGAUUUCAGUCAGCUAUAUUUUACUGUGCGGACAGUUUCUGCUGCUUCUCACAGUGACACUGUUACAAUGUUUGGAAGGAAUACACUCCCAAAAUUCGUCGGCAGCGGAUCCUACAGCUGCUACUGCUUCUCCUGGUCAGGGAGCAACCAUUUCCUCUUUCAGCGAGCAACCCCAGACCGGGAGCGGUGACAUACUAUUGGAACGUGAGAAUAAUACAGAUGUCUAUGAGUAUAGACCCCCGUCACCAGUUGUCCUUUGCAAAUUUCUACCUGAGGAGUUCAUUUACUGUCAGGACCCUGUGGAUCAUGCCGGCAACUACAGUGCCUUUCAGGAAAUGGGACACGGUUGUGUUGGAUGGGGCGGUCAGACUCAGAAAGAGGUGAAUCACACUGAGGUCAUGUGUUCUGCGCUCGAUGACAUAGAAUGUGCUGGACCCAGAGACUUCCUCAGGGGAAAUGUACCAUGCAUCAAAUACACUGGACACUACUUCAUCACCACACUGCUGUACUCCUUCUUCCUGGGAUGUUUUGGGGUGGAUCGCUUCUGCCUGGGCCACACCGGCACCGCGGUGGGGAAGCUGCUUACCCUUGGAGGACUGGGAAUCUGGUGGUUUGUGGACCUGAUCCUGCUCAUCACCGGUGGCUUGAUGCCCAGUGAUAACAGCAACUGGUGCACCUACUACUGAGACCAACGGAGGACUGAUCGGAUCGGAUCAUCAUGGAUGACUCCAGGGAAGUGUGUGUGGGGGUGGAUCUAGGGAUCUCUUUGAGGCUCCUACAGGGUUUCUCAAAAAAUUAUAUGGAUACCUUAAAUUGAAUUUCUUUUCUUGCUUGGAGAAUUGAUGUCUGUUAGAAUUGCACUUCUCAGCAUUAGUGCCAGACCAUGGGGGGAAAAAAAGAAACAUCUGGUCAAUUUGACAUUCACACUAAUUUGUUACAUAGCAAACCUUAAGGUAUAAGCAGAAGUCAUGUGGACUGACAGAUAGCUCAUUGAUUGGACUGUUUGUGUAAAUGUCAUCCUGCAUUCUGAAUGUAAUUAAAUCUGCAGCCUGCAGGGUUGAAAACCAGUAAAAGUCCAGUUCUUCAGCGUAUUGACUCGUUAUCAGAUCGGAUCAAUGAAGCAACUUGAGCUGAAUGCAGAAAGAGACGUCAGUAAAAUUGUUAUUAACACCAUUAUAUCUAAAAGUUUAUUUUAUCAACAUUAUCAUGAAGGACUACUAUGCUCACAGAGAUGACGAAAAGCACUGAUAAUCUCAGCACAUGGCAAAGCUUGUAUGACAUGUAUGAGGUGAAGGUGUAAGAUCUUAGAGAAAUUUUGUAUACCACAAAUUAUUGUGUGAGACAAAGGAUAUGACAAAGCUUACAGGUCAGGAGCGAGCAGCAGGCUGCAUGGAGAUGUACUGGAGCAGGUCUGAUCACCAGAAGCUCCAGUUUGCACCAGCAGGAUCUGCUACUGACGGUGCCAGAUGCUACAGGGCUCCUUUACAGCAUCACGAAGCAUAUAAGAUAAUAACGAUUCGAUUUAAAUAAGAAAAAUGAUGCCCUUCAAACCAAUGCAGCCCUUGAAGUUAAACUUCUUAUCCCAUUUCCCAGUAAGUACAUCUUACUGUGGUUCAGUCUUCCCACCAGCGAUGUGAGCGGAGGAGGUGAGGUGACAGGCAUUUCAUUAAAUGAGACACCGUCGCAUUGAGCAUCAUUUUAAACCAACAUCAACAGAUUAUGACAUAACUGCGUUAUCUAACCAAUGUUUUGCUGCAGCCCACUGAUGUAUUUACUUAUUCCUAUGAGACACGUGUUAAAGGUAUUUAUGACUAAAUAUUUAUCUUAAAUUGGAUGUUGAAAAGAUUUCUGCAAAGUAUACACCAGUGUAUCUGUGCUUGUAGCUCAUGUGCAAUACGUACUUUAACACAGAAUAGUCAAAAGUUUGGAGAAAGUCAAAUUAAGUUCACCUUUAAAGGUUUUAGUGCAGUUUAGGUUCAUUCUGACAUACAAAAAGUUGAAUAUUCCUAAUUUUAUGUCAGUAAUGUAAUUCAAAGUGUAUAGCAGAGUGAUUUCUGAGUGUCAGAUGGGAAGAAGAAGAAGGCACAAAUUAGUUGAUUAGAGAAAUUAUAGAAGGAAAUAACAUAAAAGGAAAAGAAACUUUUAAUGAUACUGAAGUUGAUGCUGAAUUGUGCUCGACCUUCUGGUAACCAUGGGUAACUUAUAUGCAGAAAUAAAAGGUAAAAGCAGUUCAGAUUGGCUUGUUUUCCAAGCAGUUGAAUUUAAUUUUAAAAAGUGAAGUACAGUGAGCAGCAGUAAUUAUCCCCCUGCAGAAAUAUGCAACCAGAGAUUUCUUUAGCAAGGAGCCCUGUUGCACUCUGACAUUUAAAACAGAGCCGAUGUGCUGCAGACCUGAUGAAGGAUCAUUAAAAGCUGUGGCAGGGGUACAAAUGGUGCCCUCCAUCCCCCCACUAUGGCCCCAAGAGACCAACAUAUACUCAAGACAUUUUACCCAAAAUAUUUUCAAAACUCAACUCAAAACAGCAACAAAUGAUGUAAUAACAUCCAAUACUGUUAUAGUUUUGACCAUUUUACAUGUUAUAAGCCAAUAGUGUAAUAAAUUGGAAGUAAUGUUAUACCUGUUUUUUUGUGCAAACUGCACAAAAGCAGUUAAAAUAAUUUAUUUCUGAGAAACACAGUCUUAUUUAUGUGUUAUUACAUUAUUGGCUGCAUUUAUUACAUUCUUAAAUCAUUUUUAUCCUAAACCAAAAAACCAACCAAUAGCUACUAACAUUACAGUAAUGGCUUCUUACUGGUAUAAUAUUUAAAAUGGCCUAAAUUAUGUUAUUAUGUUAUUGCUUCACAGUUGAUUGUUGCGUUUUAUGAUUGUUGGAGCUGAAAAAAAUCUGACUAAGCACAUGUCGACUAAUUAGCUUAGAAUUUUUAAGGUUUGUAUAAAAAUCCAGGAUUUUUAAAAUUCAGACCCUCAAGGCCUGUUUUUCCCAGUGAAUGAUUUACCUGCCAUCCUCUGUGGCUUCACAGCACCAAUGCUAUUGGAGGCUUUUUCAUGGUUUCCUUGUCAGCAGGGGGCUGUGUGACGUAAAUGUCAUCCUCAUCUUCAUCCCUGCUGAUAGUCACUGAAAGAGUAAAAUAAGAAGCUGUACAUCCUGACUGCAGAGAAG
Melanotaenia boesemani (Boeseman's rainbowfish) is the source of this 3264-nucleotide messenger RNA. RefSeq names its product TM2 domain containing 2 (gene tm2d2). The record is from RefSeq and is a predicted model, not a curated record. NCBI's taxonomy places the organism in Eukaryota, Metazoa, Chordata, Actinopteri, Atheriniformes, Melanotaeniidae. Bases 103 to 789 code for a protein of 228 amino acids. The transcript has 4 exons.